This is a messenger RNA of Exaiptasia diaphana, 2104 nucleotides long. RefSeq lists its product as uncharacterized. Lineage: Eukaryota; Metazoa; Cnidaria; Anthozoa; Actiniaria; Aiptasiidae. The record is from RefSeq and is a predicted model, not a curated record. The transcript has 9 exons. Bases 404 to 1453 code for a protein of 349 amino acids.
GUGUCCCUUUCAAUCGAAACAUGCAAUGUUCAACCAUGCGCGCAAUAACAGACAACUUGACGGGCUGCGUGUCGGCUGGCACUCAUCAACAGGGAUUCACGCUUCUCCUCUUGAUACAGUUCCGUUCCAAAAAUUCUCGAGCAUCUAGGGACAAAAUCGGUGAAAGAUGAAAAAGAUGAAGUGAAGAAAAUAAAAAUAGGAAAAAAAAAACAGCGCGGAUACAAACACUCGAAGUAAACACGUAGCCGCAAGGGAUGAUGGUUAAAGCCUGGUCACCAAGCUAUUGCUGGCGCGAGUUUUGAAAUGUGUUUUGGUGAGAACAUGGUGGUCGUGGUGAGCGUUGUUUCUGUUAUUUAUACUUUCCUGAUCUCCUUGUUUUCUUUCCCUUUGGUGUUGCUUAGUGAUGAAGAUGAAGAGUAGACGGAGUUUAGACGUCAAAAGUAAAACAACUAGGAGCAGAAAGCUGAACAAAAGGCACACAUUGGAUCCAUCUCAGAUCAGUUCAGAUAGCCAAAAGGAAAAUAUAGAGCCUGUUAUUAGCUUUAAAAUUGAAAAUCAAAAUCAAAAUCCAGCUGUUUCAACAAGACCACAAAGAAGAGCUAAAAAGAAAAGUAACUAUUUUCAUUCAGACUGGGAACUCAGUCUUCAAGCAAACAAUAGAUCACUUGCUGCWGCAUUAGAAGAGGCUCGAAUACAGAUCAACGCAAGUAAUCAAGAGAAUGUUCUUCUUAAAAGACAGUUGCAAGGAGAAAGACAGCACCACAUUGAAACGUUGAGAAGGGAGGUGGAUAUCAAAGUUCAGGAGAAAUUCAAAGUCAUAGACGAAUAUCUUCAAAAAACAGUUUGUAAAUUGCUGGAUUGUACAAACCUCAUUACCUCAGCUACAGAUAUAAUAUGUCACUCCAAACCAAAUGAAACAACAAAUGUCUUGACACCGUUAUCCAACACRCCUUUYCAUUCACUGGACACCACCCCUCCSCCUGACGAACCUGAAACGAUGGAAGUCACGAGUGCUGAAAUUAUUCCCAUGGAAACGACAUGCGUGGAGAUGGGUUGUAUUGAYGCAGUCGUUAGUGAGUUGAGUCAAAGAGUUUAUUCGACACAAAGUCAAGUGGUCGAUGACAGUGAAUGUGAUCCACACGACCAAGCUAGUGGUCUGUCAUCCUGUUGCGAAGAUAAUACUCUCAUGUCAUGUGACCCAGUUGCCAGUAAUGAAGCAAUGACAAAGCGAACACGACGAAGUAGUGCUGGAAAUGUUUCRUAUGUUAUGCCAAGUCUACGAAGCAAAUUGCGAAGAGGAGAUCCGUUCACCGAUACGAGUUUUCGUGAACACUUGGGAAAUAAAGAUAGUUCAAAGAAAAGAAGAGGCAGAAUGUCUACUGGAUGCAUACAAAAGAAACCCCGUUUUGCUUUGUCAAACUUAACAAACAUUAUCAGAGAGGAAGAAAUGUAAAAUAAGUGAAUGUUGGRCAURCGUCUUUUGUAUGGGCGGUCUUUCUCUUCGGGAUAUUUCCAAAGAAACACAAGAUUUUCCACUUCAGAGGACUAACAAACAGAUUAUCACUAUUACUCAGCUCGUAAUUUAUUUAUUUAUUGGAAUAUUUAUUAAUAUACACUAAAAAGUAAUUCAAAGAUAUAUUAAUAUUCAGAUUGGGAUUAUACAUAGUUUAUGAUUAUUCAGCUCGAAAUUGGCGUGUUUUUUUGCUAUACUAUUACUGUAAUUGUUCCAUCAUUUGUAUCUACUUCAUCAGCUUAUUGCAUUAUCGAUGAUUUAUUCAAUAUAAAGGAUUUGAAUGAAAAUAUAGACUAGCUCAUUCACUCWAUUUCCUGAAACCAAGACCUUGCCAAACAACUUUCCAGAAACUGGGAAACAAAUGUUACGGAGUUGUUAUUUUCACUCUUUUACCACUAGGUUUUUGUGGGUGCUUCAAUAUGUUUAGUUUUUUCUUUAUCCAUUCCUCUUUGCAUCGAGACUUUUGUAGUAUUCCUCCGAUUUCAGGUUUAUUACAUGGGCUUCCUGUGGAAGACCCUUCAAAUUGGCAUCGAGGAACGUCUGAUGAAUAGUGACUCCCUUGUUUCCAUAGGAAUGUUAUAUCAUUAGAAA